AUGUCUUCCUCUCCCGCCCUCUCAAGGCGAAGUGGCAGCGCGACACCCCUCGCCAGCCCUACCACCACGCGUAUUCGCACCCAUAACAGAUUCCUCAACUAUGGAGGCGACAGCAGUACCAGUGAAGGAGAAGACGACGCGGAAAUUUUACGACCAAGGGGCAAACUGGCCGCGAGAAUGCUGGGCGGAAACACAGAACCCACAGCCGAUUCAGAAUCUGAGAAGGACAGCCCAAAACCCUCUUCACCCAAGAAGACUGCUGCGACAAAAGAAGCCGAGGAUGACGACGAAGAUGAAUACGAGAUCAUCGCCCCGCGGCCUAGAAAGUUGAAGGCACGUCGCCAACGGAGCGCAACACCAGAACAAGAGCCAACAGCAACAGCGCCACGAUCCCCGUCACCAGAACAGAACCAUAGUCCAGCGCCACAAGAACUUUUUGUAUCGCCUUCGAAACCCUCUGGAGAAGCUGGCAGUUAUGAUGAGGACCUCCCUAGCCCCUCUCGUCUGGCCAAGAAUGCGAAAUUCGAGGCACUGGUUGCCAAGAAGAGGGCGGAAAGACUUGCUCGGGAAGCAGAGGAGGCUCGCAAGAAGGCCGAAAGGAAUGCCAUUAUGGAUGAUGAGGAUCCCGAGGACUUUACGGACGACGAGGGUGGCCACAAGCUCACACAAGAGGGUGCCAAAUCACGGCCCUCCGCUCGCAAGGCUAGCAAGAAGGCAUUGGAGGAGAUGAACAGAGAAACGCAGCGGAUGACCAGAGCCUUGCAACUUGCGCACGAGGCCAAGAUUAAGAAGAGGAUUACCAAAUCCACCCUGUUCGAGAGGUUCAACUUCAAGCCUGCCGGCGCUGCUGCUUCAACAGAACCACCAAAGGAGAAGGCUGCGCCAGUCAGCUCUAGCCGGGCGGGUACCCCAGCUUCAGUUCAGCAGAGUGAUGCUGAACGCAAGGAGGACAACACACCUCCUAGCUCACCUCCCGAGGGCGAGAAGGAGAAGGCGACUCCAGCACCACAGACGAUACUCCAGGACAACAGUGACGUUGAGCUCCCCACGGUCGGAGAGAUGGCCGCCUCAGCAGCUGCUGCCCCCAAGAAACUCGACAAGGGCAAAGGCAAAGUCACUGCCGCCGAGUUUGAGGCCGAAGACAAGGCCAAAGAGCAGCACCAGAUGCCCCGCGUAAAGCGUAAUCUCCGCGUCAAGUUUCCGCAGUUCUCUGUCCGAGCCAACACAGUAACUGCUUCUCUCGACGAUGAGGACGACGACCUCCAAGUCCAAAUGCCCUCCAAGAUUGAUCAGAUUCUCUCUCGCGUCAACCCCAACCAAAACAAGGAGCCCAAAGCUCUUCUCAACCUCCGCCGUCUGGCUCAACUGGAUGACCCGGACAAGAAGGCGGGACCGGUACCAACCAAGCAAAAGUUUCAGCAGCAUCAGAAACCUGCCAUGACGGUGGGCGAGCUGCAGAUGACUCUGAUGCAGCGGGCCAAAGCGCAGGCCAAGCUUGAGCGGGAAAGGCACCUUGAGUCUCUCCGGGCCAAGGGUAUCGUUGUCAUGACUGCUGAGGAGAGAGAAAAGGAAGAGCAAGAAGUUGAGGACAUUGUCGCCAAGGCGAGGAGAGAGGCUGAGGAGAUCAUGGCCAAGGAAAGGGCGGAUGCCAAGGAGGAGAGGAGAAAGAAGCGGUUGGAGAAUGGGGAGGAUCCACUUGAUUGGGAUGACAGUGAUUAUGAUGGAGAGAGCUGGAUUGGUGAGGGUGAGGAGGAGGCGGAGAUUGAGCUCUCUGGUAGUGAGGAGGAAAAUGAGGACGAGGAGGAGGAGAUGGAGGAUGGUGGUGUUUUAAUCGACGAUGCUGCUGAGGAAUCUACCGAUGAGGAGACGGAGGAGGUUGACGCGCCCAACUCAGAUGACGAGGAUGGUCUUCCUACAGCCAGCUCCAAGCAGGCCCGUCGCAGGGCGUGGAAACAGACUGCUGUUCUGUCUGAUGACGAGGACGAGGCCGAUGAGGGUGUUGUCAAGGCUACGCCUAAUCCUAAGAAGAUUCUAGCCAAGUCACCCUCUGUCCGCCAACAUACCUCCCCCAGCGUCCCGACCUCAGUUUUGCGCUCAGCCACCAAGACGUUCAUUCCUGGUCUUCCCGUUGCUGGCCCUGCCGGUCUGGGUUUGACCCAGAUCUUCCAGGGCACCAUGGACGACAGUCAGAUAGGCUCGGCUCCUCCUGAUUCUCCCUCCCAACCCAGGCCUACGUUUGAUAUGGGCGCCUUCCCCGAUUCGCAGUUCUCACAAUCUGUUCAGGAACCAGCGGACGGUGUCGUCUUGAACAGCCAGCCAGCCCCUGGUGAGCAAGACGCAGAGACACAGGGCAUCCAAAUCCAGUUCUCGCAGUCUCAGGUCCACGGCUUUGACUCGUUCUUGCGGGAUGAGACGUUUGAAGCUACCCAGGUAUCAGAGCUGAUCGAACCAACUCAAGACUCUGGCUUCAAGAAUUUUACUCCUCUUCAGCGGAGCUUUAUUGAGGAGCCUGCCUCUACGGUGGAGACCCUUCCCGCGAACCAAAACAGUCAAGCCGACUCUCCCUUGGUACGGCGCACUGGUAAGCUUCGCCGGAGAGCUGAAGUUGCUGCUUCUGAAAACGAGGAUCAAGAUGAGAUUAUGAAGGACGACAUCGAGACCGACGCUGCUUCUUCUGCCAACAAUGCAUUUUUUGCCAUGAAGGAGGCUGCCCGUAAAGAAAAGGAGCGCAAGAGGAAGGAAGCAUUUGACAAGAAGAAGAGCAAGGCCCGUGAGAUGGUGGAGGAGCAAGCCGAGGAGUCCGAGGAUGAGUAUGCUGGUUUGGGUGGUGCGGAUGGCGAAGACACUGACGACGAGGACGCAAAGUCUGUGCAAGAGAUGAUUGAUGAUGAGACGGCUGACAAGGCGGAGGAUGAGCGCAAGUUGGCUUCUUUCUAUGCUGACCGUGAACGUGCUGCGGACGAGAAGCAAGUCAAUAAGCUUUUCCACGACAUCACUACUGGUCUCCUGCGCCGCAAGCGCGCUGGCAACUGGGAUGAGCUCGAUGAUGAAGAUGACGGCGGGGAGGCCCUCCGUCGUAUGAAGCGCCGCCAAUUCGCCAAGAUGCAGCGUGCACUCUUUGCCGAUGAACGUAUCAGCAAGGUCGCCGAGAACCCACGUAACCAAGCCUUCCUCAAAACCAUCGAGGACCGUGGUUCAGACGACGAAAUGGACUUCAUCUGGGCGCCUCCUCCUCCUGCUCCAGGUCUUGACUCUCAGAACUCUGCAACUGGCGACUCCUCUAAUGAAGCAGUCACCAUCCCCGACAGUCAACCCCAAGAGCAGCAGCAGCAGCAGCAAUCUACCAACCCAAGACGCACAAAGCCAGGCCUCACCAACAAGAAGAAGCCCUCCAACAUCGGCGAGAUUAGGGAGUCUCUCUCCAACCUUCUCGAGGACGGGCCUGGCUACAAAUCUUCCUCCGUCAUCCCCGCCACGAUUCUCGACUCUGACUCGGAGGGUGAAGGCCCCCAUCCCUCAUCGGCCUCCUCCAACAAAGAGAACAGCAAGCCUCAAAUCGUGGACCGCAUCUCCCUCAAGCGCACAUCAUCCAAUACCUCUUCCUCCACCCGGCUCGCGUUCGCUGGUUCAUCUGAUCGGUCGUCCUCGUUCAAGAUCCCACCCCUUCUCCGCCGUGCCACUACCAAUUCGUCUACUCUAUCUGCCUCGUCAGCGGGCAUGUCUUCUACCGGUGUCACCACAUCCAACCUGCAGCAAGUCAGGGCUGAAGACGGCGGUAUCAAGAUCAAGCAGACUGCCUCCAAGAAGUCGGGUGUUGGUUACCUCGCCAGAGGCAACGAGAGGUUGUCGGCACUGGCGGAGAAGGAGAAGAGGAGGGAGGACAAGAAGUUCAAGGGGGCCAUGGUGGGGGAGAGGAAGAAGGCUUUGGGAGGGAUGUUUGGGGGCGGGAGGUUUGAGUAA
Messenger RNA from Podospora anserina S mat+, 3960 nucleotides. RefSeq lists its product as uncharacterized. Gene Ontology annotation, biological process: mitotic G2 DNA damage checkpoint signaling; mitotic DNA replication checkpoint signaling; activation of protein kinase activity. The transcript has 2 exons. Gene Ontology annotation, molecular function: anaphase-promoting complex binding. The record is from RefSeq and is a predicted model, not a curated record. The coding region runs from base 1 to 3960 and encodes 1319 amino acids. NCBI's taxonomy places the organism in Eukaryota, Fungi, Ascomycota, Sordariomycetes, Sordariales, Podosporaceae.